AAAUAUGUAAUUGACUAAUGGCAAUUUGAUGGAGAGCUCUAAUUAUUUAAAUAUUAUGACAGCUGGCUUUAUUUGUUGAACGUGGGUAUAGUAGUAGUCAGUUUUGCAAAUCAUGCGAGCGACCUGGGGAACGAUCAUAAGCAUCUCGGCUGGGGUGCUCCUGCUGAAGCUCACUGAGAUCAGGACCAAGGAGAGCUGUUAUUAUGUGGCCUUCACCUAUGCGAAUUGGACGGAUGACCGACCCCGGUUUAUUGUCAACAUGACCUUCUCGAACCAGACUGGCAUCGGCUCAAUAACCACCAUCAACGAGGAGAUUGCCUCACCGGUGUCCCGCAUCCUUAUCCUUCAGCACUCCGGCCGGCAAAAGCCUCGCACCGUUUACAACGCUUCCACCAAGCUGUGCGACCUGCAGAAUGUCUUCAAUUCAGUACCGCUGUUUAAGCCAGCCAAGGACAACAUGCUCAAGCAAAGUAACUACACGCUGAGCUGUCCUCUGGUCAAAGGCACAUACGCCAUGCACAACAUGCGCGUUAGCCCCAAGAACCCACUUCUGAGCCUCCUCUACCAACCGAAGCACACUUUCUCCGUGAGUGGCGGCUUGUUUGAGGAACUUUCACGGGGCCGCCGGCUCAGGGCGCUGUCCACCUAUUUCAUGACUGGAAAGGUUGUGAAAAAGUCCUGUGGAUCCAAUGAAUAAGGAACAAGCAAGAAAGCUUCGUUUGGCAAGCGGAAUUUAUAUACCCUUGCAGUAAUGAUAUAUUAAAGAGGUGUGUACCGAAUAUGGACUUUCUAUAAUCAAAGCAACUAAACUAUGAUUUGUAUGUGUAGCGGGCCAAAAAAUAUAAGACACUUAAAAUACCUUUUUGAAGAUAGCAACUGAGAAUACAGAUAGAUAUAUCAA
This is a messenger RNA of Drosophila yakuba, 901 nucleotides long. RefSeq lists its product as uncharacterized. The transcript is spliced from 2 exons. Lineage: Eukaryota; Metazoa; Arthropoda; Insecta; Diptera; Drosophilidae. The coding region runs from base 113 to 697 and encodes 194 amino acids. The record is from RefSeq and is a predicted model, not a curated record.